This is a messenger RNA of Ceratitis capitata (Mediterranean fruit fly), 2183 nucleotides long. RefSeq names its product putative fatty acyl-CoA reductase CG8306. The transcript is spliced from 10 exons. Bases 309 to 1871 code for a protein of 520 amino acids. Gene Ontology annotation, molecular function: alcohol-forming very long-chain fatty acyl-CoA reductase (NADP+) activity. The record is from RefSeq and is a predicted model, not a curated record. NCBI's taxonomy places the organism in Eukaryota, Metazoa, Arthropoda, Insecta, Diptera, Tephritidae. Gene Ontology annotation, cellular component: peroxisome. Gene Ontology annotation, biological process: long-chain fatty-acyl-CoA metabolic process.
CAUUCGCGCCGAUUCAGUUCAACUUUGGUCGCGAACAUCAACGCUCGUGCUCUCUUUGUGUGAAAAGAUAAAUAACUGUGCGUGAACUCGUCGUGAAGACAGACGAAAUUGUGUACUUUAUUCGCAUUGCCGCAGUGUAGAUAAAAUAACAGUGUAACAAAAAAAAAGGUUCGCUUCUGAGGGACGUGAAAGUCUCAGAAAUUUGGAAUUGCAUUAGCGUGAGAUUAGAGAAGUUAAAGAGCACAACAACAACAACAACAUUUUUUUUUAGAAGUUCAAGCAUAAGCAGCAGCAGCAGCAACACGAAAAUGGCCGACAAUCUCGCUUCACCCAUUAAAACCUUUUAUAAAGGUAAAAAUGUUUUCAUUACCGGCGCCACAGGCUUCGUGGGCGUCACAAUACUCGAAAAACUUUUACGCGACAUACCCGAAAUCGGCACUGUCUACCUGUUGAUGCGUCCCAAAAAGGGCAAGACCGUAGCACAGCGUUUGGAAGAUAUACGCAAGAAUUCCGUCUUUGACAAAUUUAAAGAAUUGAAAAUCGAUGAGAAACGCUUCGAUAAGAUUGUGCCCAUUGAAGGUGAUGUGGGUCAAGAGCAUUUGGGCAUCUCUGAAGCAGAGCGGCAGGUGUUGAUCGAUAAUGUGCAUGUGGUUUUCCACUCUGCCGCCACAUUGGAUUUCUUUCAAUCACUCAAAGAGACGACGAACAUCAAUUUGCUCGGCACACGACGUGUGGUGGAGUUGUGUAAGCAAUUGUCAAAAUUGGAGGCGCUCGUACAUGUCUCCAGCGCUUAUGUAAAUUCAUAUAUCACCGAAGUCGAGGAGAAACUAUAUCCAGCUCCUGAUGAUCCAGAGAAGGUCAUCCAUUUAGCCGAAACACUAAGCGAUGAGGCGCUCAAGGAGUUGGAGCCCAAGUUGCUGAAAGAUCAUCCGAAUACAUACACAUUCACCAAACAUUUAGCUGAGCACGAAGUGGCUAAUGUGGCCUCACGUUUUCCAUGUGGCAUUGUACGACCCAGCAUGAUCACCGCUGCUUGGAAACAACCCAUACCCGGCUGGACCAUCUCAAAGAAUGGCCCACAAGGCUUUUUUAUGGGCGCAUCUCGAGGCAUUUUGCGUCGUUUACCUUUAGAUCCGACCAUCAUUAUGGAUUACAUACCCGUUGAUGUGGUGGUGAAUGCAAUUAUCACAACCGGUUACUAUGUAAACGCGCUCCAAGUUAAAAAUGCCGGCAAACCAGCUGAUUUGCAAAUCUUCCAUCUUACUUCCAGUACUUACAAGCCAUUCCGUUUUGAGUUUUUGAUUAAUAAAAUUAAUGCAUACCUACAUGAGUAUCCACUGGUUUCUGCUGUUUGGUACCCAAAUCUAAAAUUGGUUAAGAGUUUAUUCAUCUUUCGUUUGGGCGCCAUAUUGUUUCAUUUUAUACCCGGUUUCUUUUUAGAUUUGGUCACAAAAUUAAGCGGCGGCAGACCUAUUCUUAUACGUUUGCACAAGAGCGUGUGGAAUUCUUUGAAUACAUUGGAGAAAUUCAUUUUUACCGAAUGGCAUUAUGACAGUAAACACACAUUGGCGCUUUCCAAGCAAAUGGAUCCGCGUGAUCGUGAAAUAUUUUUCAUCGAUAUCGGUGAUUUAGCUUGGGAUGAUUACUUCCUCAACACCAUAGUGGGCGUGCGUCAAUAUCUAAGCAAAGAAUCACCGAAAACAUUGUCUGCUGCUAGAAAGAAGGAUAAGAUCUUGCUCGCCUUGCACGUCGCUCUGCAGUUAGCUUUCUACUAUGGCAUAUGGAAAUUGUUUAUUUUCGUUUUUGGUCUAUCUAAUGCCAAAGCCGCACUUGUAUUGCCGGUUGUCUAUUUCCUCAUGAGUCUGCUUUAGACACGCACAUUACAAACCUGUAAAAAUAAUAAAAUGUGCAUUUCUUUUGCUUAAAUCUUUUACGGAUUUAAUGUCCAUUUUUAUUCUUAAUUUCUGUGUAAUUUAAUACGCAAAUAUUUAUUAAAAUUAAUGCAUUUUUUUGAAUAUAAAACUUUUGCUUAAUUUCUAGGUUUGGUUUUUAAAUAGUACUUAUGUACUACUUACAUAUAUAUAUACAAAUACUAAAUGAAUUAAUGAGCUUUUGUAUAAUGAAAAUUUGUAAAUUAUCUAAUAAUAAACAAUUAGUUGGUACUCUUUUGGCUACCACCACUA